Molecule: messenger RNA, 1257 nt
Organism: Cuscuta epithymum
Lineage: Eukaryota; Viridiplantae; Streptophyta; Magnoliopsida; Solanales; Convolvulaceae
Source: the annotation of a GenBank genome assembly
CUGGUCUGCCUUAAGCCCUUAAUAACUGGUAGAUCAGAUCUGAUGGAAUAUAUGAUUCUGGCAUCGUCACUACUUAUCCUAUUAGUGACGUGGGCAUGCACAGCCACUGCCACCGCCACCGCUCCGGCCCCCGCCGUUGAGGAACUCCCCGUAGCCGAACAUUUUGAGCGGUGGAUGAUCCGCCAUGAACGUUCUUACAAAGAUGACCUUGAAAAGGCCAAAAGAUUCGAGAUCUUCAAGAGAAACAAAGAGUACGUCGAGUCUUUCAACAGAGCCGAAAACCGUUCUUACAGACUUGGAUUGAAUGCAUUUUCCGACAUGACCGACGAGGAGUUCACGGCGAAGUACUUCAAAAACUGCUCUAGAGGACCCGGACCCCAACGCCGCCGCCGUCAUGCCCCGCCGGAGCCGCCGCUGUUUCAAGAAAAUGUGAGCCUGGAACAACUUCCACCCUCGGUGGACUGGCGAGAGCAAGGCGCGGUGACCGACGUGAAGGACCAGGGAGGUUGCGGGUGUUGCUGGGCGUUCGCGGCGGUGGCCGCCAUGGAAGGGCUGAACAAGAUCCUCUCUGAAAUUCUGCUGGACUUAUCGGAGCAGCAGCUUCUAGACUGCGACACCGACUCUUUUGGGUGCGCCGGCGGCUCCAUCAUGUACGCGUUCGAAUAUGCGGUGGAGAAAGGCGGCCUGGCGAUGGAGAUAGACUACCCGUACGUCGGCGUUCAGCAGACAUGCCGGGAUGCUGACGUGGACACCUUCGCCGGCAUCUCAGGCUACAGAGUCGUGCCUUGGAAUAGCGAGACGGCUCUCCGCUCCGCCGUCGCGAAGCAGCCCGUCACCAUCGUGGUGUCGUACAGUGCUGGCUUUGUUCCGUCGUUCAAGAACUACGACGGCGGAGUUUUCGUCCCCGGGCCUUCCGGUGACUGUGGAACUGGGGUGGACCACGCUAUGGUGGUUGUGGGAUACGAUACGGUUGUCCCUUUUGUUCCAUUCUGGAUUGUGAAAAACUCUUGGGGAUCAAAUUGGGGAGAGGACGGUUAUAUUCGGAUCGCGAGAGAGGGCGGUCUGUCUGGUCCUUGUAGCAUGUACCAAGAAGCCAUUUUUCCUGUUGCUAGCUAGAGCAGUCCUUUCUAAUAUAAUAGCUCAUCAUACAACCCCAUCAUAAGCAAAAAUGCAAAAAAAAAAUUAUUUUCCCAAAUAGGAUUUAUUUAAUCCUAUUAAAAAAAGAAAUUGAUUAAAACUUUUUUAAUUAAGUAUGAG